Messenger RNA from Colletotrichum orchidophilum, 1062 nucleotides. RefSeq lists its product as uncharacterized. The transcript has a single exon. Bases 1 to 1062 code for a protein of 353 amino acids. Gene Ontology annotation, cellular component: nucleus; spliceosomal complex. Lineage: Eukaryota; Fungi; Ascomycota; Sordariomycetes; Glomerellales; Glomerellaceae. The record is from RefSeq and is a predicted model, not a curated record. Gene Ontology annotation, biological process: mitotic DNA damage checkpoint signaling; nuclear DNA replication; mitotic DNA replication checkpoint signaling. Gene Ontology annotation, molecular function: nucleic acid binding; zinc ion binding.
AUGGCCGACGUACGAUCCCUCCUCCGUCAGCAACGUGCUGCUCGACGAAUCGAACAUCCUCAUGCCGCCUACUCGGACGCGGGCAAGCUCCUCUGUACCCUUUGCCACGAGGCGGUCAAGUCAGAAUCUCUCUGGGACAGCCAUGUCCGUGGAUCCGGGCACGCGGCGAAGGUCACCGCGGCACAACAAGCAUCCACAAGCGCAAGCGGAACGGCGGCCGCAGACGGAGUGUCGUCGAACAAGCGGAAACACGACUCGGAUGAAGAUAUAGAAGACGAGGACACGGCCGAAGCGGUGCGGAAGAAGCGAAGCAAGACCAAUAUGAGCACUCCGGCUCGUUUGUCCGCCGGCGAGUCAGACCGUGAUCUCAAGGACGUCACACUCACGCCACCUUCAUUGAACCGCCGCACAUCCACAACACCAGUUCAGGGUGUUGAGAUCCAGAUUCCGUCGCGCCCGCACACGCCUGCGCAUAGGGAUGCGACAUCUUCAAAUUCCACCCCCAUUGUGCAACCCGUCGGCCCAUCGCCAUUGAUCCCACAAGAGGAGCUGCCAACGAAGCCGAAUGUUGCUGGCCCGACAACGCAGCAAAAUGGCUUAGCUGCGAAGCCUGUCCAGGGCGGAGGAAUUGUGGACGAAGAUGAAUGGGCAGCGUUUGAGGCGGACAUCGCUGCGGCAACAGCGCCAUAUUCGGAGGAUGCUGUCAUUGCUGCACCAGCCAUGACAGCCGAGGAAACUGCGGCGGCAGCAAAAACGGAGGAGGAGGAACAAGAAAAGAGACGACUGCUCGCGGAGAAAGACCUACUCGAUGAGAAGGAGGAGGCUACUCGAGCACUGGAAACGGAGUUUGAGGAUAUGGAGGAGCUCGAGGCCAGGGUUCGGAGAUUGAAGGAAAAGCGGGAAGCUUUGAGGAAGCAGAGCUUUACGGGCACGACUGCGCCUAUCGAAAAGCCGACCGGAGCCAGCGGCAAAGAAAAUGUGGAAGUGAAUGGCGACGAGGAAGAUGAUGACGAAGACGACGAGGACGAGGACGAUUUCAUGGGCUUUCGAUACCGUUCAUGA